CGCAAGCGAACCGGAGAUCCCCUUUCCCUUCUCUGCUCCUCGACUCCACCACCACCACCGCCUCCACACCAAGCGGCGGCGGCGGAUUUCUCGCUCGCUCGCGCCCCCGAACCCUAGCUCGCCUCGCCGGAGAAUCGGUAGUGGACAUGUCGCCGCCCGAGAACCCCAACGGCGCGGGCCCCGCGGCGCCGUCGGACCCCGCGCAGCCGCAGCCACCGGCGGCGAAGUCCAAGGGGAAGAAGAAGGAAGACAGGAAGGACGACGAUCUGUCGGAGGAGGAUUUGGCGCUCAAGGAGCAGCUCGAGCUCUACGUCGUUCGGGCGCAGGACGCGGAUCCCGGCGUACAGAAACUCGCGCUUGAGAGCAUGAGGCAGGAGAUUCGUUCCGCCACAAGCUCAAUGACUUCUGUUCCAAAGCCACUGAAAUUCCUCCGGCCACACUAUGGAACACUCAAGUCUUACUUUGAAACCAUGGCAACAUCUGAUUUGAGGAGGUACAUGGCCGACAUAUUGUCAGUGUUAGCUUUGACAAUGUCUGCUGAAGGAGAAAGGGAGAGCCUGAAGUACCGCUUAUUGGGCUCUGAAGGUGAUAUCGGUUCAUGGGGUCACGAAUAUGUAAGAAAUUUGGCAGGUGAGAUUGCACAAGAAUUCCAAAAGCGUCAGGAUGAUGACAUGCCAAUUGAUGCCCUUAUGGAACUAGUGCAGCAAAUUGUUUCAUUUCAUAUGAAGCAUAAUGCUGAACCUGAAGCAGUUGAUCUUCUGAUGGAGGUUGAAGAUCUUGAUUUGCUAGUUGAGCAUGUUGAUUCUACGAACUACAAAAGAACUUGCUUGUACCUUACAAGUUCCUCUAAAUACCUCCCUGCUCCCGAUGACAUGUUGGCACUUGACAUUGCUUAUACCAUUUACAUGAAGUUUGAGGAUUUUACAAGUGCUUUGCGGAUUGCUCUGCUCCUUGAUAACAAGUCGAUGCAGUAUGUGAAGCAGGUGUACACAGCAACUGACGAUAUUCAGCUCAAAAAGCAGUUCUCAUUCAUCAUUGCACGCAAUGGUUUGGCCAUGGAGAUUGAUGAUGAGAUAGCUGCUGAUGACAAUGACAAGGAGUGUUUGCAAGAGAUUGUUAAUAAUACUAAGCUGAGUGAGGGUUACCUGACCCUUGCUCGAGAUAUUGAAGUCAUGGAACCAAAAUCUCCAGAGGAUAUAUACAAGGUCCAUUUAAUUGAUGGGCGUGGUGCCAGCUCCAGUCUUGAUUCUGCACGACAAAAUUUAGCUGCGACAUUUGUCAAUGCAUUCGUAAAUGCUGGGUUUGGCCAGGAUAAGCUGAUGACCGCUCCAUCUGAUUCAUCCAGUAGUGGAUCUUCUGGAAACUGGUUAUUCAAGAACAAGGAACAUGGGAAAGCCAGCGCAGCAGCUAGCCUGGGAAUGAUUCUGUUGUGGGAUACUGAUUCUGGACUUGCUCAGCUUGAUAAGUACUUACAUAGUAAUGACUCUCAUGUUGUUGCUGGAGCUUUGCUUGGUAUUGGCAUUGUCACAUGUGGUGUGAAGAAUGAUUGUGACCCAGCACUUGCCAUUCUCAUGGAGUACAUCAACAAGGAUGACACAAAUAUACGGAUUGGGGCAAUCUUGGGUCUUGGUAUUGCAUAUGCUGGUUCUCAGAAAGAGGAGCUUAAAACUUAUCUAUCAACUGUGUUGGGGGACUCCCAAUCAACUCUUGAGGUCCUUAUCUUCUCAGCAAUCGCUCUGGGAUUGGUGUUUGUUGGUUCUUGCAAUGAAGAGAUUGCUCAGUCUAUCAUAUUUACCUUGAUGGAGCGAAGUGAGACUGAGCUGGCGGAACCCAUUAUACGCCUGCUUCCUGUAGCGCUUGGUCUUCUGUAUCUUGGAAAGCAGGAAAGUGUAGAGGCUACAGCUGAGGUUUCUAAAACAUUUGAUGAGAAGAUAAGAAAGUACUGUGAUGUAACACUUAUGUCACUAGCAUAUGCUGGAACAGGAAAUGUGCUUAAGGUUCAGAAGCUCCUUGGGAUUUGCUCACAGCAUCUUGAGAAAGGUGAAACCCACCAAGGGCCAGCUGUCCUUGGAAUUGCACUUAUUGCCAUGGCGGAAGAAUUAGGAGCUGAGAUGGCUGUACGGUCACUUGAGCGUCUUCUACAGUAUGGAGAGCAGAAUAUCAGACGGGCAGUUCCUCUUGCUCUUGGCAUACUCUGCAUAUCUAAUCCGAAGGUAAAUGUUAUGGACACACUUAGCAGACUUAGUCAUGAUGCGGAUGCUGAUGUGUCAAUGGCUGCAAUCAUUUCAUUGGGUUUGAUUGGUGCUGGUACAAACAAUGCUAGAAUAGCUGGUAUGCUUCGCAAUCUUUCAAGUUACUAUUACAAAGAAGCUGCGCAUCUGUUCUGUGUAAGAAUUGCUCAAGGACUUGUUCACCUUGGGAAGGGGCUGUUGACUCUAUCUCCAUACCAUUCUGACCGGUUUCUUCUUUCGCCGAUGGCACUUGGAGGGCUUGUCACUGUAUUGCAUGCUUGCCUUGAUAUGAAAUCCACCAUUCUGGGGAAAUACCACUACAUUCUUUACAUUAUUGUCUUGGCGAUGCAGCCUAGAAUGCUUUUAACGGUGGAUGAGGAUCUGAAGCCCCUUUCUGUUCCAGUACGGGUUGGGCAAGCUGUUGAUGUAGUUGGUCAGGCUGGAAGGCCCAAGACGAUUACCGGCUUCCAGACACAUUCCACACCGGUGUUGCUUGCAGCAGGAGAGCGAGCGGAGUUAGCGACGGAAAAAUACAUUCCACUCACAUCGGUAUUGGAGGGCUUUGUAAUUCUGAAGAAGAAUCCAGAUUACCACGAGGAGUGAGGGGCAUUCUAGCCUCUUGAUACAAUGCUGAUUUUAGGGGGCUCAUCGGCAAUGGCACAAGGCAAAUGAUCUUUGUUAUUCAGCUCAUGCUCUUGGAUUUCGUCCUGCUCGACUCUUCCGGGUGUUAAUUGGAUUAGACUUUGUAUCUGAAGUCUUGAGCGUUGGAGCUCCCAGAAAUCCUUUUUGGUUGUGCAAUGACUGACAUACCACUUUGUACCCAAACAGGGGCAUGUAGGAGUUGAACUGCUUCCUUUUUUACCUCCAGUUUAUUCAUUUGUAUGUAGUAAAGUAUGUAGGGAAAUUCGAGGUUACUGUCGUGGAGGUGAUAAGAGUCUGAGAUACUCUAUAGCAAAUCAUUUAGAUUUGAAUUCGUAAGUGCCAUCGCAA
Molecule: messenger RNA, 3221 nt
Organism: Oryza brachyantha (malo sina)
Lineage: Eukaryota; Viridiplantae; Streptophyta; Magnoliopsida; Poales; Poaceae
Product: 26S proteasome non-ATPase regulatory subunit 2 homolog A-like
Exons: 25
Coding region: 147-2834 (895 amino acids)
Biological process (GO): proteasome-mediated ubiquitin-dependent protein catabolic process; regulation of protein catabolic process
Cellular component (GO): nucleus; proteasome regulatory particle, base subcomplex; proteasome complex
Molecular function (GO): enzyme regulator activity
Source: RefSeq, a predicted model, not a curated record